UUCACCUUGACUCUUCGGAUACACCCACACCCCUUACGGGUACUGCCCGCGUGGCCCCCUCACAGCAGACUUAGCUGGGAAUCAGAUCGAGUUCGUGUCGAGUUUUACAAAAAUAUCACAGUACUGUAACGAUUUUCGAUUUUCUACAAAAAUGUCGACAAUAAACCACGAGGAAAUCGAGGAAAAUACUAAGAAGACAUGCAAGGACCUGGAGUCCACGGACAGAGUCCACAAGACAAUGACUUUGAAGCAUAUGCUCGUUUGGGUCGAGAACAACUCGUACGAUAACAGCACGGAGCUUUUGGCCCAAUACUUCGAUCGGUUGUAUCUGCAUCUGCUCAAGUGCUACCACGACCGUUUCGAGAGCGUGCGCGACGGUGCUGUGCGUCUGGUGGAUGCCUACCUGGACCGCCUGCCGCCGAUGGACUUCAAUCUCCUGAAUGUGGUUUCCACACUGACGGAGCGCAUGGGACAGGCCGAGACGGUGGAGCCCAGCGAGGAGAUACGCUAUCUGUACAUUGGACAGCUGCAUCUGAUGGUGCGCAAGUAUGCGAAGAUGGGCAACGUGGGAGUCUUCCGCGAGUGCUAUCAUCUGGUGGUCAAAGUGCUGAUCAAGGCCCUCAAGGAUGACUAUCCAGUGGUGCAGCGCGAGGCUUGCUCCACCCUGGUGGCUCUUUGCCGUGUGGCCGAGACCACAGAGAUUCGUCCCUUCACGGAACAGCUGGCUGUGGCCCUGUACGGAAUGCUCAAUCACAAGCACGCGCCGGCCCGCAUCUCGGCCGUGGAGGCACUGGGACGUCUCAGUUUGCAUAUGGAUGCCAGCGCCGAGAGCAUGCGCCGCCUAUUCGGCGAGGUGUCGCCGCUCCUGAUGGAUCGGAUGCCACUGGUGCGGCGCGAGGUCGGAAUAAUGGGAGUCCUGAUGCUAAUGGAUCUGCUUGAUCGCUACUCCUUCUUUGAGCGGAUCCUACCGCUGGUGCUGUGCUGCCUGAAGGACGAUUCCCCGGAUGUACGCAACCACAUCCAUCCGCUGUGGGUCAAAUGCGGCAAGCAGUACUACGAGGAGAACGAGGCGGAGCUGUCGCAGCAGGAGAUCUGCGAUCUGCCGGUGGAUAAUUACCCAAAGAAUGUCAAGCGUCCAACGAUUGGCUGCCGUGGACUGGUGCAGCGCUCCCUGCGUCUGCUAACCUUGAUCACUCGCGAGACGACCGAUUGGAAGGACAAUGUCCGUCUGCACUCGCUGAAGCUGCUGUACCAGUUCGUGGUCCAUGCCGAGGCGGCCAUGACGGCUAAGUUCUAUGAAAUUUAUCCGGAUGUGUCUCAUGCCUGUUGCGAUUCCGUGGCUGAGGUCAGUGCCGAGGCGGCCAAGGUGGCCGAUCUGAUGGGUCGCCUGCUCUGCUACGACGCCUGGAUCGAGCACGGCUUCGAUGGACUGCAGCGCAAUGCUCGCGAGUCGUACAUGAAGUGCUUCUACUACAUGUUCACGGCCUCCAAUAGCGCCUGCUUUGAGCACCUCAUGCGCUUGUGCAAGCUCCUGAGAGCCACCGAGUACUCGCACACCCUGAAGCCGGGCUUCCAGUUGUACAUCCUAAAGCUGCUGGACACCAUACUGAACAAGUCUCUAGAGGCUACAGCCACUGAGGAGGAGCUCGACGAACUCUACAUGACCGUGUAUAUCGUUGGCAUAAAGGUCGUGGCGCUGGGCUACUCCCUGAACAGCGACAAUGCCGACCCCAAUGUUGGUCAAAUGGUCCUUGAGCGUAUCGCUCAGCUCCAGAAGGUAACGUUGGCCCAGCUGCACGAACGCUACUUCGAAAUGGCACUGAGGGACGUGGAGAACCUGGACGCCGUCCUGGAGGAUAAUGCCGAGCCGAUCCUUCUGCUGGACGGACUCAUCAACAUCUGUCACCUUCGGCGCUCCUACCUGAAGCGCCUCAUCGAGCGGGUGAAGAUCGUCUUUGAAAAUUGCUCUGCCAACGCACAAAUUCGCAUCUUUAGCAGUCUCUCCAUGGCAGCGCUUCUCUGGUCGAGCACACUGACACCACCACACGACGAUGCGCCAGACGAGCCGACCAUGAUGAAAAUCUUCGUCACGGAGAUUGUGGAGCCGUAUUUGACCUGGAAGGCUGGCGCUAGUUCCGAGUCCAUGCGCUCCCUGGCCAUGGCCACACUGUGCGCCCUCGCCCAGAGUGCCCCGGAGGAUGUGCUCGAGGUGUUGCCGUCGCUGGUGAAGCAUAUGCCCAGCCUCCUCGAAGACCGCAAUUCGAACACCCGAAACUAUGCCAUCAAGACGGUGCGCUACUUCCGGGGCUUGUCCGUGGAGGAGCUUAAGCCGCUGGCUUAUGCCACCAUGCAGCGCCUGGACGAUCCCUCGGCGGGCAUACGCUCGAUGGCUGCCCUGGCGGUCGGCAGCCUGUCGCCCAUCUUCAAGGGCGACUCCGACGAGGAGAUUCAGCACCAGCACGAGGUCUGGGAGGCAGUUGUGAAGCGUGCCAUGGAUUUGAUGCUACUCUACCACGAGAGCCCCGAAAAGAACAUCAAAAUCGCUGUGGAACAGAGCCUGGAGAAAAUGGCCAUUGACUAUCCAGAGGCCUGGACGGAACGUUGUCAGCGCGCCAUGGCCAUGUCCCACCAGAAGGAUGAGCUGAACGAACUCUACGAAAAGCUGAGCAUCAAUAAGGUGGCUCCUUAGCCAUCUCGCCCAGAUCGCAUCCCAUCAUAGAUUGAGAUUUAAAUAUUUUUUUUGUUCUGUUUCAA
This is a messenger RNA of Drosophila persimilis, 2754 nucleotides long. It is a transcript of the gene Dnaaf5, whose product is annotated as dynein assembly factor 5, axonemal. The transcript has 2 exons. The record is from RefSeq and is a predicted model, not a curated record. NCBI's taxonomy places the organism in Eukaryota, Metazoa, Arthropoda, Insecta, Diptera, Drosophilidae. Gene Ontology annotation, molecular function: dynein intermediate chain binding. Gene Ontology annotation, biological process: outer dynein arm assembly; inner dynein arm assembly; cilium movement. Gene Ontology annotation, cellular component: cytoplasm. Bases 152 to 2689 code for a protein of 845 amino acids.